UGCAACAAGCACCAGAAACUUAAGAUUAAAAUUUAAAAGCUAUCAAUACUUUGAAUUGACUUUCACUAGAUAUGCAAAGUCACCCUUCAAGCACAGGAACAUCUAUUAUAUCAUUGCCAAUCAGUUGGGAACAUACUUUUUAAUUGAGGCUGAAAAAAGGCUGCCACAGUUGUCACGUCCCCUCGCAUAAUAUAUUCCACCAAAUGGAAGUUAAAAGUUGAAUUAUGUGUGUUGCAUGCAUGUAUGUAUGCAUCAGAAAAAAAUUUAGCUACUAGAAAGAAACUCUUUUUAUGAAAUUAUCUUUAAUGAGGAGUUACUUGUCCUUCUAAAGGUUUGAUUAACCCAAAGGAACAUCUUUAGCUUCUUUUAGAAAAUGAUUCCUGAAUCCCAAACACCAUUGCAACUUCCUGUUUUGGACAUUUCCCAACCAUUAAACUCAUCUACUCUAUCUUCUCUUGCUGCUGCCUGCAAAGAAUGGGGCUUCUUUCAUGUUACUAAUCAUGGAAUUUCCAAUGAUCUUUACACAAAAAUUCAUUGCCUCUCCAAACACCUCUUCAACCUCCCUUCUGAGAUCAAAGUAAAAGCAGGUCCUUCCUCAUCUCUGAAAACUUAUACUCCUCAUUUCAUAGCAUCUCCCUUCUUUGAAAGCCUUAAAGUAUCUGGACCGGACUUCUUUGACUCGGCUAAGGGUUCUUCAGAUACCCUUAAAGCUGAAAACAAUUCAGAAUUCAGUGAAAUACUGCAAGAUUAUGGAAGCAAAAUGACAGAGUUAGCAAAAGUCAUUCAGAAAACUGUAUUGAUGAGCUUGGGAGAAGAAGUUGGAAUGAAGUGUUAUAUAUCUGAAUUUGGUAAUUGCCAUGGUUACUUGAGGAUAAAUAACUACUCGCCCCCGGAUAGUUUAGAAAAGGAGGUUGAAGGUCUUGGUAUGCACACUGAUAUGAGCUGCAUAACAAUUGUCUAUCAAGAUGAAUUAGGUGGACUUCAAGUAAGAUCAAAGGAUGGGCAGUGGGUGGAUAUUAUGCCAUGUGAAGGAACUCUUGUGGUAAAUAUUGGUGACAUGCUACAAGCUUGGAGCAAUGACAAGCUAAGAUCCUCUGAACAUCGUGUCGUUUUGAAGAAGCCGAUUAAUCGCUUCUCGUUGGCUUUCUUUUGGUGUUUUGAGGAUGAGAAGGUGAUCUUAGCACCUGAUGAAGUAGUUGGUAAAGAAAAUUCAAGAAUCUACAAGCCAUUUGUUUGCUCUGACUAUUUAAAGUUUAGAGUGAACAAUGAAAAAGGUAAAUUUGAGAAAGUUGGUUUCACAGUUAAAGAUUUUGCUGGGAUUGGAUCUAAGUAAAAGUUAGAAGCAUGGUUGUCAUUCUUUUAGCAGUAAGAUUAUAAGCUUGUACAUCUCCUCAUGUUCCAUUAUUGCAACAUAGGUAUCUAGGAGUUCUGUUUGUGUGAAAGUUUGUCAUAUAAUAUUGUGGUUUGCUAUUUGAUGAUAUUGUUUGCAAGUUAUUUGUAAGUGUAUUCAUUGAAUGAUAGGAAGAUGUAUCAAGAAAGGCUUUGACCUGACUUAAUUAGCAACUGA
This is a messenger RNA of Nicotiana tabacum (common tobacco), 1567 nucleotides long. RefSeq names its product gibberellin 20-oxidase-like protein. Lineage: Eukaryota; Viridiplantae; Streptophyta; Magnoliopsida; Solanales; Solanaceae. The record is from RefSeq and is a predicted model, not a curated record.